This is a messenger RNA of Hydractinia symbiolongicarpus, 8606 nucleotides long. RefSeq lists its product as uncharacterized. The transcript is spliced from 17 exons. Bases 112 to 8451 code for a protein of 2779 amino acids. Lineage: Eukaryota; Metazoa; Cnidaria; Hydrozoa; Anthoathecata; Hydractiniidae. The record is from RefSeq and is a predicted model, not a curated record. Gene Ontology annotation, molecular function: calcium ion binding; protein binding.
CUUAAUGUCAUAAUUUCUUAUAUUAAAAUACUCAAGUUGAAUAUUACACUAAAGAAAUUGUUUAUUAUAGAUAAUACUUUAGGGUUUCAUGAUUCUUUCUGCUGCAAAAAAAUGGAAAAAGCAGUUUUUCUUACCGUACUAUGUGCGUGUAUAAUAUACUUACCGGAAAUAAUCGACGCUCAAUUAAGGCCGGGAGGAAAAAACGUCUGCUCGAAAACUGUAUCUUAUAAUGGCUAUGAACCAAGGCGUCUAACCAGAGUUGGUUACAGAAGUUAUAGAAAGUGCUGCAAACGCUUUUUGGGAAUCUGUACAAGCAGGUGCACACGAUACAGGACGUACACCGUGCCAUAUUAUCAAAAUUACCUGAUUGUUCGAUACAGACAAGAUCAUUAUUGUUGUCAAGGGUGGGCAAGGUCUGGUUCCGAAUGUCCUCUCCCAAUUUGCAACCCAGGAUGUGAUAAAGGCAUAUGCAUUCGCCCAAAUGUUUGUAAAUGUAAAUCAGGCUUUAUUGGGAAUCGAUGUCAAACUGAUAGAAACGAGUGCACAUCCUCUCCGUGCCAACAACAGUGCGUAAAUUUGCCAGGAACAUACGCUUGCACGUGCAAGAUUGGCUUCCGAAAAUUUGUCUCAACACCACAGGAUCCACGAUGUAAAGAUGUGAAUGAAUGUUCCACCAGACCAUGCACAUGUUCACUAAAGACUCCAAGUUGUCGCGCAACCUGUAAUAAUAAUAUUGGUAGUUUUUCCUGCUCCUGUUCAUUUGGGUUUAAAUUGCUUGGUGGUAAAGUUUGCGAAGAUAUAAAUGAAUGCAGUUCCUCAACUUCAAAUCAAUGUCAACAGAUAUGCUUAAACAAACCGGGUGAAUAUACGUGUGCUUGUCGGGCUGGUUAUGAGUUGGACCUUGAUGGACAUUCUUGCAAAGAUAUCGACGAAUGCGCAACCCUGAAUGGUGGAUGCAAUCAGCUUUGCAGAAAUAUGAUAGGUUCUUAUAAUUGCGCUUGCCGUCGCGGCUUCCGUUUAACAAGCAACGAAAAGACAUGCCUUGAUAUUAAUGAAUGUUCUGAAAAGAGGCCAUGUGAUAAUAACAACGGAGUGUGUACAAACAGCUUCGGUAGCUACAAAUGUUCUUGUAAAAGUGGGUUUUACUUGCUACCUGACAAGACAACAUGCCGAGAUAUCAACGAAUGCUCGAGCAAAAAAAACAACGGCUGUCAACAGAAAUGCCACAACGCUAUUGGAUCAUACACAUGCAGUUGCGAAGUAGGCUACAGAUUGGAUGUUGGUCAAAGAAAAUGCAAUGAUAUUGAUGAAUGCAGAGAAAAGUUGGAUAACUGUCAACAAAAUUGUCACAACGCGAUUGGUUCGUUCACGUGUUCAUGCAAACCCGGUUACCAGUUAGAGAAAGACGGAUUCAGUUGCAGAGCCCUUCCAUGUAAAACAAUAACCGCACCUAUUAACGGCAAACUAUCCUGCGACGGUUACGUCACUGAUAAGUCGUGCAAUUUCACCUGCAACGAUGGGUUCAAUCUGAUUGGUUCAUCUAAUCGAACGUGUCAAUCUUCUGGCACCUGGUCUAAUGGGGAUACCACCUGUUCAGCUAAAAUGUGCCCAUCUUUCAAUGGACCUACUCAUGGCGCAGUGAUUAUGCCCUGUUUGGAACGCUUUGGAUCAACCUGCUUGACAAAAUGUUCUAAAGGUUAUUACAUGAAAGGGAGUUCACUCAAUUCUUGUGUUGUAGAGAAUGGAAAAACAUCCUGGUCACCGAAUAAUGCAAGCUGUAUAGCUUUCACUCCUUGUGUCCCUAAUCCUUGUCAGCACAGAGGAAAGUGCAUCAAAGAAAAGACAUCCUUCAUUUGUGAUUGCAAAAAAACUGGGUAUGCUGGGAAAAAAUGCGAUGAGGGAAUAAUAAAAAUAUUAGCGUAUUCCUAUUUAACUGUAAACCAAUCGUCAAUGGAAAUAAUUGUAACAGCAAAACCUGAUGAUUAUAUCUCCAUCCAUCCAUUUACUGCAAAUCCUAAUGAUGUGACAUUCGCACCAGAAGAUUUAUACAUUUACUCUCCGUCAACUCAAGCUAGCUUUACUAUUACUCCAAAAAGACUUGGACAGUUGUUGGUACAGUAUAAAAUAUUCGGUAAAAACGCAAAGUCAUUUCGAGAACUCCAACCAAGCAAAGUCUUUGUAACGCCACCACAAGUACCAGGAAAGGUAGUUAAAAUCACUAAAAAUUUCUUACAUGAAAGCUGUCAAAUUGUUAACCCUAUCACAGCUUGUAAGAGGUAUAAAGCUAUCUACUUUAAAUCAACAUGUUCCUGGUUUAGAGGAACACACGGGUUUGUUACUGUUGCAGGAAGUCAUGCAGAUUUUCCCUUAUCCUUUGUUGGCUUGCACGAAGGGACCUUCAACAAUCUAUACAAACAACGCUGGGCUGAUCCAAAGACAGAAAUGUUAAAAUUUUUAAAAUCAAGAAGUAUUAAAGAAUCUUGCAAUACCUGCAAUGGGAUUGAACAAAAUGAAAACAAUAUGGAUUAUUUAGUUGACAAUAAUUAUUUUCAGAUCAUUUUUCUACAAACUUUAUCAAAAUAUAUGCCGUUAUGGUUAGACAUUAAGCCUGGCGUCGGUCAAUUCAUAUCUGUUGAGAAUCUCAAAUCAACUUUUGGUCUCGGCUCCAAGAUCAAGGAAUUGCCUUCUUGCGUUGGCCUACCAUUACUUGCCAGAAAUGCUUACAUUGUCUACCAACCAACAAUGCCGUUAAUCUUUCAAAUAUCAACUAUAUAUAAGCAGUUAGGUCAAACAGGAAAAGAAUAUUGUAUUGCAGUAGAUCUAUGUCGAAAGGUAGUUCAUGUAAAUUUACCAAAUAGCGCCUCGCUCGAUUUUACUGACAAUCUUGCGGAUGUCAGUCUGCAAAACAUAAGACUAACAGUAAAGGGUUUUUCAAUUCUUAAGCCAGAGAAAUGUUUGGAAUUUAACUUAAUACCUAUGUCAAGAAAUAAUUGCGUAAAGAGUGGUAUCACAUUGAGAAUGAAAGGUGGUAUAACAACAGUCUCGGCGAAGUUAAGAAUGAUUGGAAAUUUUUACAUUGAGCAUGGUAACUUCGACAAGAUAAUUGUCACAAAAUUUGAUGACCAAAUACGUUAUGCAUUUCAAGGAAAUCUCACGUAUGAAAUGAACUUCCCGUUGCUCAACAGUAAUCUUAUUUUAUCAGGCGUUACAACAGGAGGGGAAAUAUUUGGUGAUGUUGGUGGUACCGAGUCAUGUCCAUUAUGUAAAAAUAAAGGCUUGUUUGCUUAUGUUAAGGGUACAUCGAGUAGUUUCAAGUAUGAAGAUGCAACGUUCCGGUUUUUACCAGAUGACGAAAAGUUCCUCAUCUACUUACCCUAUAAUGUAAAUGGCGGACUAGUUAUGGGUAUUAGCAAUAAGCGGCAAGUUAAUUUACAGCUUCGACUGCUUACAGUGACUUUACCCAGUAUGGUAGCUGGUAUCAAAAGCCAAAUUGCAUCGCUACUUCCUAAGGAUGAAGAUAUUUUAAAUUAUUACUUUUCCUCACUUAAUAAAAAACUUAAAGAUCUGCAUGGUUUAUUAAAGAAAAGGAAUGUUAUUUACCAGAAUGCAGUUAGCGAACUAAAAGUUUUAAAAGACAGUGUAGUAGAUCUUAAAGCUGCCUUGAAUUCUCUACAAAAGAGAAUUCCACAAGGUAAACCAGUCAAAAGGUAUGUGAAGAACUUGUUGCUUCGAAUAAGUCAAAUUGAGAACAUUAAAUUAAAAGUGUUGACGUCAAAUAUUAACACUGUUGAUCAAGGAUCGAGGUUAAGUUACUUUGGAAAGUUUUGUGUUCACAAGUUAUGUUUAAAAAAAGCCGACAUAACUAUAUUUAAUUACAUUUCUUCCAACUGCCACAAAUGCAAUCAUAGAUUUCUAAAAAGUCGUAAAUUGUACAUUCAAGUGAAACUCAGAUCCAAUGAACAGAUUUCAAGUACGUUGGCAAUGCAAAGAAAUGAUGAGAUGAUCCUAGAAAUUGAUCAAAACAGCAAUAACUUUUCUGGAACAUUAAAAGCAUCUGUCAAGUUAUUUGGGAACAAUUACGAUCUGAAAUUUCAAAUUGAUAAUUCUGCAGUGAAGUAUGAAAUUAAGAACGUUAGUGUGGGGUCACUCGAUUCUUUCAGUAUUACAGGGAUGGUAUCCAUUGAGAAAGCAACAUGGAAGAAUUUGUUCGCCAGCAUGCAUGGGUCAAGCUAUAAGACUUCAGGCAUGACGUCAAUCACAGAAAAGUAUCUUGAAAGCAUUGCAACCAAAACAUUUAGUCGAAUGGAAAAGUUAAAAGUGCAUGCCGAUAAGUUAUCUUACAAACUUCUCAAAGAAAAAAAAGAUGAAGAAAUUAUUAGAAAUAACCUGCAUGUGUCUUCCAGAUCAUUUAGACUUGCUCAAAAGGUACUUUCUCAAAUUCAAUUAGAGUUACACAAAAACCAAACUUUAAUAGGAUCUUACCUAACAAAUCAUCCGGAACUUAAUCAAUUUAUAGAAAAGAACGUUGAAAAGGUCUGUAGGUGGAAAAAAUGUCAAAAUGUUUGUAUAAUGAUGCCACAAUGCGACAUCUGUCAGGACACAAUUCAACAAAACAUCAACACAUUAAAAUGCAAACAAAGAAAACAAGAAAUCAAGACCAGUAGGUUGGUAUCGUUUGAAAGUAGUUGUAGCCUAACACGGUAUGCUUUCAUACCGGUAUACACCGGGACAUGUCCUCCAGAUCCUGCUGUACAGGCACAGCAAAGGCAACAACUUGAGACAAGUUUGGUAGCUGUUGGGACUUCGGUAGGUGCAAUGAUUGCUGGACCACUUGGUGCUGUUGUGGGUGGAAUUAUUGGCUUAAUAGGAGGAUUAUUUUCUUCUUGCGAUAAAUCAUAUGAAGUUGUUACGAGGCGUUAUGUUGUCCAGGAACCUUGCACCCUUACAAAAAUGGAAAUCAAAACAAUAAAAAGACCAGUGUCGGAUUGCUUCUAUGUGACUAAAAGUGUCCAAACAGGUUUUAGUGUCCCCAGGGAAUGCAAUUGUAAAAUAAAUGAAUGUGCUGCUAAAAUUACAAAACCUUCCUGCGUUACUUUUAAUCUUAAUUGUGAGAAAAAACGCAAACUUUUUCUAUCAAGUUCCAUCCAUAUCCCUAAGUUCUACACAGACUUAUUUUCCUCCAUUCAAGAGUUGCAAAAUAAGCUGGAAUUGGCACAGAUAGAAGCAGAGAAACAAAGAGUGGACAAAUUGUUCUACGAGCAUAAAAUAAACAUUACCUCCUAUCAACUCGCAAAUUUAAUGCAACGUUCUAAAUUUGCAAACGAGACGUUACUAAACAUAAAAGACAUUUUAAGAACAGACUUAUGUUUAUCAAAUCAAUACAAAAAUAAUAAAAGAUUACAAGAUGUAUUAAAGAUUAAGGAAAUGAAUUUUGACGUCGGCUCGCCAAAAGAUGCAAUUGUUGAACUCCGUUUAAAAGUGAUAAAUAUAAAAUCAAAUGCAGCAUUAAUAAUACAGUCUAUAUUUGAUCUAAACAAUGAAAGAUUGUCAGUGGAAUCUAUCGGAAGAAAGAUCUUAGUUGAGUCUCUUUGCAAAAAAAUCAACGUAAGAAAAAGCAGAAAAAGAAGAGAUGUGGGAGUAAUUAAACCUGGUCGAGUUCUUGAUUUACCAUUCACUUCUUGGAACGCAGACAUCAACGCAAAUGCUUCUGCUGUUCAAAAAUCUUGCUUGACUUUGAGAAAUACAUUAGAUUUCUUAAGCCAAACGGUGAAAUCAAUACAGGCCAUCAUUGAGGAAAGAAAAAGUAUUCCGUCACAAAGAUUAACGAUUAUUCCCAAAUCAUCGUUUUCCAAUAACGUUGUUAGCUUAGCACAAAAAGAAUUAUUGAAUUCCAUUGAAAUCAGAGUAGAAAGUUUCUUUCAAAAAAGAUUCUCAUUUAGCAUACUGGAAGAAAUCGAAAAGAAAAUGGACAUUACUACAGGAAGUUUUAACACAUGUUUCAAUUUCAAGGAUUGCACAGAGCUUGCGUUUGAUACCUUAGUUAAUUUGGCGACCAUAAUAAGCUCUCCUAAAGAUUCUUUUACCCGUUUGAUAAAUACAUCAGGAAUCUUACUGGAGGAAACAUUAUCAUCUGACCUCUCUGAUUUUAAACAUCUACAAAGCAAAACUGACGAACUCUCUGGGAUAAUUAGUCAAAUUAACACAUCUUCUCUACACUGUGCUGAUAAACCUUUCAUAAAACCUACUCCUGACAGCGUUAAAGUAUUGGCUGGCGAUUAUGUUUCCUUGCAUUGCGAUGUCAUUAGCGCUCUUCCAAUCAGAUUCAAGUGGAUGAAACAGAGCAAAAUCCUUGAUGGUGAAACAAGCAGUCUAUUAACAUUUAAAAGCUCUCUCGAGGAAGACAGUGCUGUUUAUUCUUGCGUCGUAUCUUCAAUGACUGGUGAAGCAGUCAGCAAUGGAAUUCUGUUACGUGUUUAUACUAUACCUGAAAUUAUUACUAAACCAAAGAAUAAUAAUUAUUUUCUUCCUCCUAUUGGUGGUAUUGAACCAAUAUUUUUAUGCAAUGCAUCAGGCUUUCCAAAACCAACCAUUGAAUGGUACUUUAAAAGUUUUCGCGAUAAAGAAUAUGAAAUUUUAAAAGGUGAAAACGAACCAUUGCUCAUUGUGAAAUCUUCCGAUAAAAAACAUGCUGGUCACUAUUACUGCAGAGCUAAGAAUGAGUACGGGAAGGAUGAAAGUGAAAAAGUAAGGCUGGACAUUCUUAAAACUGUUCCUGCUCGGCAAAAUCUGGUUAUAACAGUAUCUGCACGCUCAAUGGCAUCAAACAUAAUAUUCUCAAAUCUUGUCAAGGAAAUCAGAUCUACUUCCAACUUAGAGGUUGGCUUGCGAUAUAACACCCUUUCUGGGAAAAUCAGUCUGAAUAUUAGCUCCGACCCUGAACUGACGAAAUCGGAGGGCAACUACGAAGAAUUAUUAGAUCAAACUUCGAAGUCACGUCAAGAUAUUGCAAAUGCUGCCGCAGUUUUCGUGACGAAAGUAUUUCUUAAUCAAACACUUAUAAGUGAUGAUGGUAGCGUAUUGAAAGUUGAUAACAAUAGCGUAUCUUAUCAAUACAAAUUCAAUAUAUGCUCCUCUGGUUAUCAAUUACAAGACAAUGGUUUUUUGUGUGCACAAUGCCCGAUUGGUACUUAUGGACCUUUGUGUCGACCAUGCCCACGUGGUGAAUUCCAACCGCAUUCUGGGAUGGCUUUUUGCAUCAAAUGUGCUAAUGGUGAAAUUACUAAGGAUACCAGUUCGACCAAGAAAACAGAUUGUUAUAAAAGAGCAACCGACAUUGUUUUUGUGGUAGAUUCCUCUUACAAUUUCAUUCGACACAAAAAAAGAAAGGCCAUUGAUUUUUUGCAACACAUUUAUAGUGUGUAUAAAAACACAAGCGACGUGAAGUUUGGGCUUAUCGCUUAUAACAGCUGGAUACAUAUCCUUCAUCGUUUAACAGACCAACGUGAUCAAUUUCCAGUUAGUUUGAAGAAAAUUGGCCGUGCUCGAAAUUGGCGAUACUUAUCGCAUGCGUUAAACGCAGCAAAAGCUAUGUUGGCAACUUCACAUUCAAGCACUAAAAUUGUAAUCGCCAUAACAGGUGGAUUAUUGCACGGUUCAUAUCACGACAGUGGGUCUUACUUGGCACGAAAAGUGUCUACUUUGAUGCAAGCCAUGAAUGUCUCAGUUAUUGCAAUCGGAAUGUCGAAUAAUAAUAACAUCAGAGAACUAAGAGUUAUUGCGUCAUAUCCUAAGAAAGAAUACGCGUUGAUUGCAUCUAACAAUACAGUUCUAAUUAGGAAAUGUAAAAUGGUACUGGAUAAACUAAUAAACAAAGAUAAAGUUUGUCUCGGUGAUUCAAUCGAUGUGUCCAUCUUGUAUGAGCAUGUUAUGUAUUAUAACGUGCUAAAGUAUAUAAAACACAGAAAGCAAGUCUUCCAAUUAUUGUCUGCGAUACAUGAAGACAAUCCUGGAAAAUACAACUUUCAGUUUCCCACCAGACAAAGUCGUGGCGAUUUUGUGUUAUACUCAAAAUCGAUAUUUCAAUCGGAGCUUCGAAAGCAGGAUGGGUAUUCCUUAAAUAGACCUAUGGAUUAUCAUAGACACGACUUGUUAUGGCGUAUUCAAAGUGCAAUCAGAGAUGACUUAACCGAAGACUAUAACUCAUUGUCCAAAAUCAAAGUGUUAUUAGUCAUAACUUUAAACCCCAUUCCUAGACAAGUCAUAGAAAAGAUCGUGCCGUUUUACAAAGAAAAAAUUAUUAUAGUUAAUUUUGCUAUAAGUUACACGGAUGAUAUGAACAAAGAUAAGUUUAUCAUGAACAAAACAUUGGAAGUUUAUCGGUAUGGUUUCUAUCAAGUUUACAAAUUUAUUCGUUUGCUGAACGAAAAAAGGAAGAGAAUUUCCGUGUGCUGAAGUUACGAACAACUAAGGUUAUAUGACUAAUGUAAAAAAAAAAGGGUAGUUAAAUUAUGCUAUGACACCAAAUUGUGGAUUUUUAACCCUUUUCUUCCUACCACCUGUAGAGUGAGUGGCCUUAGUUAUCAUUUUAGAAAAGUUAUAUCUCUAAA